CCAACUCCUGCCCCAGCAGCCAGCGCCUACUGACCUUCGGGCGGUGCGUACGAUGAACCGGGACGAAAUGCAGCUGCGCGACAGGCUGCUGCUGCUCACAGACCGCCCGCCCAGCCAGCACAAGCCGUUCAUGAACGUGAAGCGGAAGCCUGUGCUGGCCAAGCAGGCCUCCAAGGGCAGCGGGCCCAAGUUGAGCAUGCAGGACUUCGUCCGGAUGGACCCUGGGUACACUCCUGACAUCGAGCACCUUGUCUUCCCGGCAACGAGAAAACGAAACCCCCAGCAGGUGGCGCCAGUGGCGACAGCUGCAACGAAGCCUUCCGCGGCUGCCAGAACUCGAUCGCGAUUGGCUGAAAUGUUCGCUUUGAGUAGGCAUUUGCAGCAGAGGUCAGCAGAUCGCGAGAUCAAGGGGAGACUUCUUACUGCCAAUGUGAGUAUGGACAACAGAGUCAAUAGCUAUUUCUUUAAGAAGGAUGGAAAAUGCUACUAUUCCUCCCGAGGAUGA
Phaedon cochleariae (mustard beetle) is the source of this 505-nucleotide messenger RNA. NCBI's taxonomy places the organism in Eukaryota, Metazoa, Arthropoda, Insecta, Coleoptera, Chrysomelidae. The record is from the annotation of a GenBank genome assembly.